Molecule: messenger RNA, 9972 nt
Organism: Procambarus clarkii (red swamp crayfish)
Lineage: Eukaryota; Metazoa; Arthropoda; Malacostraca; Decapoda; Cambaridae
Gene: l(3)80Fj
Product: lethal (3) 80Fj
Biological process (GO): cellular response to amino acid starvation; regulation of translation
Cellular component (GO): cytosol
Molecular function (GO): protein kinase regulator activity
Source: RefSeq, a predicted model, not a curated record
GACUAAUCAAGUGAGUGAAUGAGUAUUAUAUAGUAUGAGGUGUUGAGCCAUGUGGUGUGAGUGUGAGAGUGGCGGGGAAGUGAGCCAUCAGUGUGGCUCCACAACACUGACAACAUGGGCGAUACCGAGGUGAUAGAGAAGCUUAAAGGGGUGCCGCAGCUGCUGGCGUCGACGUCUAGAGCUAGUAGAGCAGCCGGCAUCAACACAGCUCUGGAGGUUGUCAAUAGACAAGAAUUACCAGAAGUUGUUGUGAAAGGGGUAUCCCGCCUGGCUGUGCAGGUGGUGCAGAAUUACACAGAUGGUCCACUACGAAGCAAAUUACAGGAGUUGGUUUACACCUUGGCUAAAAAGCAUGCAGCAUCCAUCCCAGUUCUGGCACAGUCACUCCACCACCAGGCCCAGCACCAUGCAAAUGCACCUCAUUCUUCCCGUGCCCUUGCUCGUGUCCAUAUAUCUCCGAUGGAGGUGGCAGCCAGAGUGUGGUGCAUAGCAGCCGGUGCCAAACAUUCCCUCGGCUCUAAAGAAGCGACGGCAUUAACCGAGGCUUUAGCUGUCCAUUUUGCAAUAACUGUUGCGGCUAACCAUGUCAUCUUCACCCGAAGAGCCAAUAAGGCAAUUGGCUCCUUAUUGAAGGAUGAAUCGCUUCUCAAGGCUGUGUGCCAAGCUAUUAUCAGCGGUGAUGUUACCAUUCAUCGAGUCAUCUUGGGUGGCCAUCUACUGCAGAGUAUGGUUGAGGCCAAACUUACUCCUCCUAUUGAUAACUUCAAGCAGGUGCUGAUUGAAGCAUAUGUCAAAAAUGUGCUUCAAUCAAAGAAUAAACCCUGGCCAUUCAUCCUGGAACACACCCGACCGCUGCUGCGUCAACUGACUCACCAGGAGUUCUCAAGUGUAGUUUUACCAGCUGCUAAGAAAGCUCUCUUGCGCAACCCUGAGGUUACUCUUCAAGCCGUAGCCUACCUCUGCUCUGGGCUCAAUCUCGAUCUGAGCAAAUAUGGGGCUGAUUUGACAAAGACAUUAGCAAGCCCUCUCCAUGCAAAGGAAGAUCAAGUUCGAGAUGAUACCGUCGAGGUGUGUCGGCAACUAGCAAAGCAGUGUAGUGAUGUAACUGCUGUAGAAGCCUUUGUGAAGCUAUUGUUUGACAUCUUUUUUGGUUCUGAUGGAAAGCUUACUGUUACAACACACAAAGUGUCGGUACUUCAGGGUGUUGAAGCUGUAAGUGAACACAGUGUUACAGGCAGUAGCUCCUAUGGUUUAUCAGUGAAUGUGUUGGAAAAGAUGAUCAAAGUGUUGGAGACUGAGAGCCAUGAAGGAACUCUGAUACAGGCUCUUGUGGCUCUUGCAGCUUGGUCAGUAAAGUUUACCUCGGAUAUUCCUCAGAAGCUCCUCGAAUUCUUGCCAAAAGGGAUGACACUGAAAACUUCUACAACUAGUGUGCGAGCUGCCUACGUGCGGUGUAUGUUGAGUUGUGUAACACCAUCAAAUGCCUGCAAAGCUGCUUGCAUCAUUCCCCAUUUAUUGGCCAGCAUUGAUAAAGCACUUAGCCAAAGUACCCAGGUUCCUAUGCUUGUUGAGGCGUUAACUUCAUCAGUACUGCUGCUGAGGUUGAGUGCUGCUGAUAUUACCUUAGAGGAGAGGGUUGCUCCAGUGUGGAACUCGUCCCUUGAUCUUCAAAAGGGUUACUUUACUGGAGAAAAGUUCUUCACCCAGUCUUCAGAAGAUGGUUUACUACAGUUGGUAGCAUGGUGCGAGUUGCUUUUAUCACAACACGCUGGACGGCUUGGUAAUGAAAGUCAUGCCAUUCAUCAGGCACUUGUGUGGUGUCUGGUGUGCCAUCACUCCAAAGUUCGAAUAUCAGCUCAGGCCACUACUAAAAAGCUAGUAUCUUCUUUAGGAGGAGCAGUAUUGGCCGCAGAUCUUCUCGAGACUCUUUCAGCCAUGACUGUUAACUCCAAAAUUCAGAAAGCAGAAGAGCAAGAUUCUGGGGGUGGAAGUGGAGGAGGAGAGCUGAGCCCAGCUGGGGUGGCUCAAGCUCUCACUACCAUUUGUUCUCCCAGCAGUCAUGACAAAGCCCAGAAAGAACACUUGGCCCUAUUAGCUCUACCAACAGCCUUCCACCCAUCUCUUGUCCGUGAGAACCCAGAUGUGUGGGAGCAAGUGUGUCGUUCACAGGGCUUAAAAGCAUAUGAUGUAGUAUCCAGCCAAAAAGAUAAGGUUGUUCAACAAUUUACCACUGAAUAUACUCCAUCACCGGUUAAUGAGCAGAUAUUUUCGGGCCUCUGUCGUAUUGCUGGUCGAGUCGUAUUGCCCCCUGUUAUGGACUUUAUUUAUAGUCGAUUAAAUAAUCCAAAGCUGGUGCAGGUGACGGAUGAAGAUUAUGCCAUAUACUUAACUCCAGAAGGAACAUUAUACAACCAAUCAGUUGUUGAAAAAGCAUUUGAAGAUCAUUUGAAUAUUAAAAAUGUCAAGAAAUCAAAUAAAGUGUACAGUCAUAAAGAGCAGAUAAUGAUGCUUGAGGAACGGAAGAAGGAACUAGAGAGAAAACGUAAGGAAGGUAAAUUAGAGUUGACACCCAAGCAGAAAGAAGUGUUGAAAGCUCAGACAGAAAAGGAAAAUGCUGUAAGAAAUAGAGUGAAAGAUUUGUUGGAGAGUGUAUCAAGUUCAGUUUCACUCCUUGAGGCAGCUGUAGUUGGCAAUGUUGAGGACCUGUCGCCACACUUCACUACCCUGGUUCCACUUCUUACCUGGGCACUUCGCUCUACCCUCAUAUCCACUCAGAUGUGCAAUAUAUUUAUUAGCCUGCGUUCUGCAGUCUUUGAAACGGAAGAUGAUGUUUACGCGCACACACUGGCCCGAACUACAGUGCGAGUAUGUGAACCCGUGAUGAAACUACCUGAAGAUUGGCUCGGAGAACCACUAGAUGAUGCCGCUCUGAGGACAUUAAAGAUGAUUCAUGUUGCUACUGUUCCCAAGAAAUCGACUCAAGAUGACGACGAGGAAAAAUACUACUGUGCGCCAGGCUUUGUUUACUGCUUCCCGUUCUUGGAGUGGGUGUUGACAAAGAGGCCGGGAGGUGAAGAGAAGUUUGAUACUGUGGCUAACCAGGCACUGCAGGUGAUAAGUGAGCAUAUGGCCAUGAGAGGAGCAGAUGAAAAUGAUCUCUACCAUCCACGGUUCUUGCCUCGCAAAAGACUUCUUUCUCUUAUCAUAGAUGUUAUUAGCAAUAGCUCUGGGCGUACACAACAGAAUGCAUGUGCUGUGCUUCAGGAAGUUUGUCGCUGUGGGUCUGGUGAUAUUGGCUGCGAUACUGCCACACAAGAAGAAAUAUCUGUCCUGCUGGACACACUUCAGGCUCCAGCACAGUCUGUUAGGGAUGCUGCUUUAAGGGGAUUGUCUGUUCUGGUGAAAUCACUUCCCAAGAUUGAGACUGACAUAGACAGCUGGUUACUUGUGGCCCAUAGACUUUGGGUGGCCAAAUAUGACGUUGCUGAAGAUGUUGCCAGUCUAGCAUCAGAGCUGUGGACCACAGCCAAUAUGGAGGCAGAUGGAGCUUUGAGUGAAGGUGUAUUAGGGGACGUGGUACACCCAGUCGGUGCUGUACGAGCCGCUGGUGCAGCUGCUCUUGCUGCUUUGGCAGAGGAUAACCUAGACCUUGUGGCUCCUAUCACUCUCCAGCUCAUUGAAAUUUUUAAGGACAAGACUGAGAUGACUGCAGCCGUGCGAGACAAGUAUGACCGCAUUGUGGUAGAUGCCAUUGACCUGUGGGAAGGUCGUGCUGGGGUGGCAAUGGCUUUAAAACAACUAGCACCACUAUUACAAGCCGACACUGUUGUCACACUAGCUAACUUCUUUGUGCCCGAUGCCCUUGGUGAUCGCAAUACUGAAGUCCGAAACAAGAUGCUUGAAGCUGCCAUGGCUGUUGUUAAUUCACACGGAAAGGAAACGGUGAACAGCCUUCUACCAGUUUUUGAAAAGUUCCUUAACACGGCACCAAAUCAUGCAAGCUACGAUGCUGUUAGGCAAAGUGUCAUCAUUCUCAUGGGUUCUUUGGCAAAGCAUCUGGAGCAUAGUGACCCCAAAAUUAAACCCAUUGUUGCCAAACUGGUUGAAGCCCUUCAUACACCCUCACAACAGGUUCAAGAAGCAGUGGCCAACUGCCUCCAUCCCCUGGUGCCAGCAAUUCGUGACGAGUGCCCAAAGCUCGUCUCAAAGCUCAUGACUGUGCUGCUAGAGUCUGAGAACUAUGGAGAACGCAAGGGUGCAGCUUACGGCUUGGCCUCUUUAGUCAAGGGUAUGGGUAUCCUGGCUCUGAAGCAACUGGAUAUUAUGAAUCAGCUAACAAAUGCUAUACAGGACAAGAAGAACUACAGAUACCGUGAAGGGGCACUGUUUGCCUUGGAACAACUGUGCAACAUGCUGGGGAAAUUGUUUGAACCGUACAUUGUGCAUAUUCUGCCACACCUGCUUCUGUGUUUUGGUGAUACAAACCAGUAUGUGCGCGAGGCCACUGAUGACACAGCGAAGGCGGUAAUGAGCAAGCUCUCUGCUCACGGUGUUAAGCUGGUUCUUCCCUCUCUACUGGCUGCUCUUGAAGAGGAUUCAUGGAGAACUAAGACAGGAUCAGUGGAGUUGUUGGGGAAUAUGGCGUUCUGCGCCCCUAAGCAGCUCUCGUCGUGCCUUCCUUCCAUUGUGCCUCGGUUGAUUGAAGUUCUAAGUGAUUCUCACAUGAAAGUGCAGAGAGCAGGUGGUCAAGCACUCAGAUUGAUUGGCUCUGUUAUCAGAAAUCCUGAGAUUCAAGCAAUUGUACCAGUAUUGUUAGCAGCUCUUCAGGACCCAACCAAAAACACAUCAAUGUGCUUGCAAACAUUAUUGGAGACCAAAUUUGUGCAUUUUAUUGAUGCCCCAUCCCUGGCCCUUAUUAUGCCUGUAGUACAAAGAGCAUUCCAGGAUCGUUCAACAGAGGUACGAAAAAUGGCAGCACAGAUCAUUGGCAACAUGUACUCGUUGACGGAUCAGAAAGAUCUCCAACCCUACCUGCCAGGUAUCAUCCCGGGUCUUAAGGCUUCUCUACUGGAUCCUGUACCAAAGGUUCGCUCUGUAUCAUCGAGAGCUUUGGGGGCCAUGGUAAAGGGCAUGGGAGAGUCCAGCUUCGAUGAUCUGCUGCCAUGGCUCAUGCAGACACUAACCUCAGAGUCGUCUAGUGUUGAUCGCUCUGGUGCGGCUCAGGGUCUUGCCGAGGUUGUAGGUGGUCUCGGUCCCGAGAAGCUUCACCGUCUCAUGCCAGAUAUCAUCGCUACAGCAGAGCGCUCAGACAUCGCACCCCAUGUGAAGGAUGGCUACAUCAUGAUGUUCAUCUUCCUUCCCACAGUAUUUCAAGAUGAAUUCACACCUUAUAUUGGACAAAUUAUACCUCCCAUACUUAAGGCUCUUGCUGAUGAAAAUGAAUUUGUGAGAGAGACUGCACUGAAAGCUGGCCAGAGAAUAGUGAAUACAUAUGCGGAGUCAGCCAUUACUUUACUCUUACCAGAAUUGGAAGCUGGUCUGUUCCAUGAUAACUGGAGAAUUAGAUACAGUUCUGUACAGCUACUAGGGGAUCUGCUGUUUAAGGUGUCGGGUGUGUCUGGUAAGAUGACUACUGAUACCGCUCAUGAGGAUGACAACUUUGGCACAGAACAUUCCCAAAGGGCUAUUAUUGACAUCCUGGGUGAAGAACGGCGUAACCGUGUGUUGGCCGGACUUUAUAUGGGACGUUCAGAUGUUGCAGUGUUGGUGAGACAAGCUGCACUACAUGUAUGGAAGGUUGUGGUCACCAACACUCCCAAGACAUUGAGAGAGAUCCUGCCAACACUCUUCUCUCUCCUUCUGGGCCACUUGGCAUCUACCAGUUAUGACAAGAGACAGGUGGCAGCACGUACGCUUGGAGACCUGGUCCGUAAGCUGGGCGAACGCGUAUUACCCGAAAUUAUUCCGAUCUUAGAAGCUGGUUUAGGAUCACCCGAGGCUGACCAACGCCAGGGUGUAUGUAUUGGUCUUUCAGAGAUUAUGGCAUCUACUAGCAAGGAUAUGGUUCUUUGCUUUGCUGACAACCUUGUUCCUACUGUAAGACGGGCUCUCUGUGAUCCUCUGUCAUCUGUUCGCCAAGCUGCUGCUCAGACUUUUGAUUCCUUACAUGGCACUGUUGGAUUUCGAGCCCUGGAGGAUAUCUUGCCACCCCUUUUGGCUGAGCUAGAAAAUGAAGAUGAAACACGAGAAUUUGCUUUGGAUGGACUGAAGCAAGUCAUGGCCAUCAAAAGUAGAGUUGUCUUACCCUACCUUGUUCCUCAGUUGACCACGCCACCAGUAAACACCCAAGCCCUGUGCAUCCUUGCAUCAGUGGCUGGUGACACCCUAACGCGACACCUCAGCAAAAUUCUAGUUGCCUUGCUGGGAGCCUUGAGUGAUACAGCCGGCACUCCAGAACACGAUGAAGCUCUCAGCCAUUGCCAGGGUGUUGUUCUUGCUGUUACCGACGAGGCCGGAGUAACAACAAUCGUUGAUGAACUCCUUCAGCAUUCCAAGGGCAGUAAUCUAGGAGUAGCUCAAGCAGCUGUAGCUUUGUUGUUAGCCUUUUGCUCUAACACCCGGGCUGACUACAGUGACUAUGUACCCCAGUUGUUACGGGGCCUGAUCCACCUUUUCACUCACAAGGAUGAAGAAAUACUCAAGACCUCGUGGCUUGCAUUAAAUGCUGUUACUAAGAGCUUAGAUGCUGCAGAUCAACGAUCACUAGUGGCUGAUGUUCGCCAAGCAGUAAAGUUUGCUGCGUCUGACUUAAAAGGAGAUGAUUUGAUGCCUGGCUUCUGUCUUCCAAAAGGUAUCCAGCCCAUUUUACCCAUUUUCCGUGAAGCUGUAUUGAAUGGCGAACCCGAGUUAAAGGAGGCUGCUUCCAAUGGCCUUACUGAAGUUAUCCGUCUCACCAGUUCUGAAGCUCUUAAACCUUCCGUUGUACAUGUCACGGGACCACUUAUUCGUAUCUUGGGUGAUAGAUUUGCUUGGAAUGUCAAAGUGGCUGUUCUCGAUACUUUGGCACUCCUGUUAGCCAAGACUGGUGUUAUGCUGAAACCAUUCCUGCCACAACUGCAGACAACCUUUGUGAAAGCCGUGCACGACCCUCACCGAGGCGUAAGGUUGAGAGCCGGCGCAGCUUUGGCUCAUCUCAUCACAAUUCACACUAAACCAGAUCCACUUUUUACUGAACUUCAUAAUGCUGUGAAGGUUGCAGAUGAUACAUCCAUCAGGGACACAAUGAUCCAAGCCUUGAGAUGUGUAGUAGAACCAGCUGGAAAUAAGAUGAGUGACAGUGUUCGACGCGGUUUGGUUACGACACUUGUGGGUCUUCUCACACACGAUGAUGAUUCUACCCGCCUCUGUGCCGCCGGAGCCUUGGGAGUGCUAUUGCCAUGGUUACCUGCAGAUGAGUUGCGCUCAGUUCUCACUCAACAUGUUUUAGAGGAUAAUUCUAAUUCAGAUUGGACUCUUCGCCACGGAAGAUCGGCAGCAUUGUUCUCGGCUUUGAAAUCUGCACCUUCCAAGGUUCUAGAGGUGGCUACACCAGAUCAGAUAUCUUCAACACUUCUGUCUUACCUGUCCUCUGAUCGUUUGGCCUUGGUGGAGAAUGCCAUGUCUGGUGUUUCUUUCUUCAUUAGUUAUCAACUUCUCAAUGGUGGUUCUGUGCCUAUACCUCUUAUUCAAACCUUUGCUAAGCUUAUCAACCACAGUAGUAAUGAAGUGAAACAAAGCAUGUGCCGAGCUUGUCAGUAUGCUGCAGAGUCAUUAGCAAUUUCAAAUGGCUCACUUUUGCCCAUUGAAAUAGCUCGCCCUCUUAUACCGAUGUUGGUGAAUGGAACUAAGGAAAAGAAUCAAGUGGUGCGGUCAAAUGCAGAAAUGGCUCUGAUUGCGUUGCUUCAGCUAAAGGAAGGGGACCAAGGAAUGCAGGUAAUGGUGGCUGCAUUGGAAGGUGGUGGGAGAGAUUCUCUUAAUGAAGUUAUCAACAAAUCUCUGCGCCGCUCAACAUACAUACCUGUGACGCCUGCUGAAAUUGACUUGACUCUUCUCACCUGAUUCGUCAGUUUUGUAAUAAAAGAGAAGCUUCUGCUAGUGAUUAUUACAUGUUCAUUGAAGAAAAACACUUGUAAUUAGAAGAGGCAUUCAUGCUCGUCAACUCUGAAUGCACUUAUUCUUAUUGGUGCUCUCAACAUUGGUUUUGGAUUUGUGUGUUCCACACCACACUUGUUCCCUUCGUCCAUUUUCAGUGUUACUUUCUAAAAGGGUGUAACCCAGUUAUAUAAAUAAAUACAUUAAUUUAUCACUAGGCAUUUGAUUAUUUUAUAUUUGUCACAAUUUUUUGUGAUCAUCAGUUCUGUUGUGUUUUGACCAACUUUCUAAAUUAGGAUUUUUUAUUCUAUUUACAUACGUUUAUUAAUAUUGAAAAAGAAUAUUUUCGUUACCUUUGAAGGACACUACCGGAAAUGUGAUCUGGUAUAAAUUUUUUGUGUGCAUGCACAUAAAGUAUGAUGACAACUGUAGUUGCAGCCAUAUUAUGCUGUCCACUCUAGUAAUAUGUUCAUUCUGCCCUCAUUUCGGUCAUUAUGGUGUUGACAUCCCACAUGCAUUGCCUUGAUUUGUUACCCCUUCUUUAUUUGUCUGUGUAUGUGGGUAUGUAUUUCCCAGGAGUAUUUAUAAACCGGUUCUAUUACUAUUCAAUUCAUGUUUGCACACACAUUACAAUUUUGAGAAUGCAUACAUCAACCAUCAAAUAAUAAUAAUUAAAAUAUUGUUUAAAGUAUUACGAUAUAUUGCCAGAGUAAUUUUUGUACUACAUGAUAGUCCUUAUACUUGCCAUUAGUGUUUAUUUUGCUGUGACAACACUGAACAUAAUAAUUAAUGAAGGCAUCACUCGAGAUAAACACCUGUUCACUCAUCUUUAGUAUUGUGAGGGCUACUUAAACCAAAAUAAUGUUUAUUGUUUGUGUGUACUUGCACACAUUCUCAUAUGCACACACCAACACAUUCUAUUCUAACCUAUACUUCUGUAAUUAAAUCUUUCACAUUUAUAAUAUCUAUUACAGUACUUAUGUUAGGGGGUAAAAUAACUUUGCAAGAAACUGAUGCAAAAUCACUGCCUGUUAACCAAACUGGGCCUUGCUUACUAGCCCAAAUAGUGCAGUUCUGGCUUGUAUGUUAUGUAACCUUGUACGCAUAAUGCACAUAAUAGCCAAACCUCCAAACUAUUAGCCCCUCCAAGGGGCUAAUAAGCAACGACGAGCCUAACAUAAAAAAUUUGCUCUACCUAUUUUUAAAUACUGUUAAGGUGUCUCUUAUUUUAUUUGCUUAGUACUGUACAUUGAAAAAAUUAUUUAUUAACUUUGCAUAGCUUUGCUAUGUUAGGUAGUCAAGAUUGAUUGGUAUAGAUAGGUUUGAUCAAGUUAACAAUUUUGUUUUACUUCUUAUAGGAUAUUUGCAUCUUUCACUAAAUUGUAAUAUUAUUUACAAAAUCUUUUGAUAACUUGAAAAAGUUUUGAGUUAGCCAACUGGCAUUGAGAUGUGUGUGUAAAGUGCAUGCAUGCCUGCUCACUUCUUCAUUUGUUCACACAGUUUUUAUUCGACAUACAUAUUUAUUCACAUUGAUAAAUAGUUUUUUUUCCACAGCAAAUGACAUGUUCAAGGGAAAACAAUUAUCACGAUGGCAGUAUUGAAAGUAAUUUUUUUCUCUGGGAAACACUUUUGUUUCUUUUUGUUUUCCUAAAUAUAUGUAAGGGCUUUUAUUUAAACUGCCAAAUUUCAACAUAUUUUUGCUUAUACCACAUUGUAAUAUUUUAGGUAUAAUACAAUCAAAUAGCAAGGAUCUCUUACUAGCAAGGUGAAGAUAAAAAAAACAUUUCCUUUUUUUAUAACAAGACAAAAGAGGUUUCUUAGAUAAAUAAAAUUAUCUAUUUA